CGAGGUCCUAAUCUGAGUUGUCUGUCUUCAAAACCUUAGGUUUUUGUUGGUUUUUUUGAACCCAAAAAGAAAAAAGUGGAGCUACUGCUUUUUUCUUUCUCCUAUUGUAUUGUUGUUGGCUUUUUUUUUGUCAUUUUGUAUUUGUCGCCCUUGCUUACAGAAAACGAUAUGAGCUGGAGAGGGGUCAAAAAAUCAAUAUCAAGACUUCCGCAUCAACUGAAAACCAGAAAUGGUGGUGAAGAUGUCACCAAAGAUUUGGAAUUUACUGAGCUGGAACAAUGCUACAAGAUACUCGUGAAGGCUGCAGAAGAGUUUCGUUUAGAAGUGAUAGCGUAUCGUGGCAGUUUGUCAAGUAUGCUCAGCUAUCAGAUGGAAUGCGCGACAGAUAUAGCCAAAGUAUGCGGAUUAAGUCCUACAAAUGAUGAAGGGCUAUCAGAGCAACCCUAUCAAGAGCACGAUGAUGCAAAAAUACCUUUCGAGACAAAACAAUGUUUGGAAGACUAUGCCACAGCUAUGGCGUACUGUAAACAAGAAGUGAUGGCUGUCCUUGAUGAUAUCGACGCGAAUGUCAUUGGACCGCUAGAUAACUUUCAUCAAAUUGCUAAAGUCAUUGACAAAACGAUUGUAAAGCGUGAGCACAAGUUAAUUGAUUACGAUCGCCACCGUCUGUCGUAUAUGAAAUAUGCUGAUAUUCAAUAUCCAACGCCCAGCGAGGAAAAAAAUUUGUUGAAAUUGCAGACGUUGUACGAUAAUGCAGCCUAUGAUUAUGACUAUUUCAAUACCAUGUUAAAGAAGGAGCUGGUUGUGUUUAUAGACUUGUUGAGAGCUGAUUUUAUGGGUCCUGUGAUGGAAAGAUUUUACAACGCGCAAUGUAGCGCAGCCGCGGGCAUCUAUGGUCGUCUCUCAGAGGUCAUCCAGCAAAAUGAAAUUGUUUUUAGCACUUUACACAUGCCAAUUGAGGAGGGGUAUAACCUAAGGUUAGCUGAGAAAAAUGCAAGAGAGGAAUUGGAUAAGCUCGACUUACUCAAAAAGGGUUUAAAACUCUGGCAACAGAAAGAUCCUAGUUUGUCAUCGCGGUACCGCAAGUCACCUUUUGAUUCACCAAGUCAAGAUGACCAGGAACCUGAUAGAGACGACCCUCAAAACAGCCGAUAUUCAUCCGUUGGCCGCCGUUACUCCUCCACCAUCACGUCAAAGUCGCAAAGGAACGAUGGACUCAGAGAAACAAUGCUAUCGGUGCCCGAUGGCAUUGGUAACAUGGAUCAAAAGAGCAGAAAAUCUCGGAGCAGCUCUGAAGAGGAGCCUCCAGCCUUGACACCGCGUCCUUCCAUAGCUGCUUUGAGGAAUAGACUAUUAUCCAAUUCUUCCGAGUCAUCGACGCCUUCUUACCAUGCCACAGCUUCUUUGCUACCUUCUUCGUAUACCAAACAACAAUCACAACAGCAAAAGUUAGAAAAACGAACGUUUGCCUCUAACGCAUCUUCGCACACCUCUCUUUCUGCUGGUAUAACAAGUAAUACUUCAUCUACACCUGCAACACCCUCCAGCACUCAGUUCACAGCGUGCUCGUCAUCACCAUUUGAUGACCAAAUUGAAGUGGUAGCGAAGAAAAAGCGUCCACCGCCACCACCACCACCUUCCAAAAAGCUCAACAAAGAAGAACAAAGCAGCAAAAAGGAAUUAGUAGAAGCACUCUACGAUUUAAAAGGACCCCAAGAGGGCGACCUAUCAUUUAAAGUAGGAGAUCUGAUUGAAGUAUUAGACAAGUCAGAAAAAGUGAAUGACUGGUGGAAAGGUAGACUAAAUGGUCAAGUUGGCAUGUUUCCUGCAAAUUAUGUCAGAUUGAUAUAAGCAACUCGGCUAUAAAUAUAAGAUCAACAAUGUGAACUGUAAGAUAAAGUUUCCUAGCAUAUAGUCUUUCAAUUGCUUACGGUUAAAAUUUCUAUUCUGCUGUACUAAUAUGAACAACUUUAAAUAAACAUCGCUGAAGUCAGUUUUGGGU
Molecule: messenger RNA, 2002 nt
Organism: Mycotypha africana
Lineage: Eukaryota; Fungi; Mucoromycota; Mucoromycetes; Mucorales; Mycotyphaceae
Exons: 7
Coding region: 169-1851 (560 amino acids)
Biological process (GO): plasma membrane tubulation; actin cortical patch localization; endocytosis
Cellular component (GO): actin cortical patch; medial cortex; mating projection tip
Molecular function (GO): protein binding; lipid binding
Source: RefSeq, a predicted model, not a curated record